This is a messenger RNA of Lottia gigantea (owl limpet), 543 nucleotides long. RefSeq lists its product as hypothetical. The transcript is spliced from 4 exons. NCBI's taxonomy places the organism in Eukaryota, Metazoa, Mollusca, Gastropoda, Lottiidae. The annotation marks the transcript as partial. Gene Ontology annotation, molecular function: protein binding. The record is from RefSeq and is a predicted model, not a curated record.
ACCAAUGACAGUCAACCACCUUUAGACUAUUCUUAUCUUAAACUUGCUAAUUUAGCAGAUAUUUAUGAUGAAGAACCCAGGCCGUAUUUACUACAGAAGAAAGCUCCAAUCCCAUCUAACAAUAAAGAGAAGAAAUCAGGGAGUCGGUGUUUAAGGUUAAAUAAUAACUCAUUAACAGAAAUAUCACUUCUACCCGAAAUAAUCACCAACUUAUUUAAAGAUGCCAGGUCUCUGGGUUGGUUAGAUUUAUCUUUUAAUGAUUUAACCAACAUUGAUCCAAUUUUAUGUCAGUUUACAGGUUUAGAAAUACUGUAUCUCCAUGGAAACCAAAUAACAAAUAUCUCAGAAAUGGAUAAAUUACAAACUUUAACAAAUUUAAGGAAACUGACCUUACAUGGCAACACAAUAGAAAAUACCAAGGGUUACAGACAAUAUGUAUUGGCUAAUAUGCCAUGGUUGGUGAAUUUUGAUUUUAGUGCCGUUACAAAGGCUGAUAGAAGAACUGCUGAAACAUGGGAAAAGAUGAAUAAAACACCAAAGAAA